UAACCUGUAACUAUGGGAAUGGAGGCUGCCAGCACACCUGUGAUGACACAGAUACUGGUCCUGUGUGUGGUUGUCAUCAGAAGUAUGCCCUACAUUCAGAUGGCCGAACCUGCAUUGAGAAGGAUGAGGCUGCAAUUGAGAGUUCUGAGUACAAUGCCACGUCAGUAGCUGAUGUGGACAAGCGGGUGAAACGGCGGCUACUUAUGGAAACAUGUGCUGUCAAUAAUGGAGGCUGUGAUCGGACUUGCAAGGAUACUGCGACAGGGGUACGAUGCAGUUGCCCAGUUGGAUUUACCCUACAGCCUGAUGGGAAAACGUGCAAAGACAUUGAUGAGUGCUUGGUAAACAAUGGUGGCUGUGACCAUUUCUGCCGAAACACAGUUGGCAGCUUUGAGUGCAGCUGCCAGAAAGGCUAUAAACUUCUCACAGAUGAACGGACCUGCCAAGAUAUAGAUGAGUGUUCCUUCGAAAGGACCUGUGAUCACACCUGUAUCAACUACCCUGGAAGCUUUGAAUGUCUCUGCCAUAAAGGCUACACCUUGUACGGAUUGACGCACUGUGGAGAUAUUGAUGAAUGCAGUAUCAGCAAUGGUAGCUGUGACUAUGGGUGUCUUAAUACAAUGGGGAGCUAUGAGUGUGUCUGUCCACCUGGAAAGAAACUGCACUGGAAUAAAAAAGACUGCAUUGAGAUGGUGAAAUGUCUCCCAAAUGCCAAACCAGCUCCCAAGGCUCAGCUAGUGUGUAGUAAGACAGGAGGUAUAGAGAGCUGCUUCCUGUCAUGCCCAUCCAAUACUCUUUUUGUUCCAGAUUCGGAGAACAGCUACACGCUGAGCUGUGGUGUUCCUGUCCAGCAAGGCAAGGCUCAGCAGAAACGCAACGUGACCCUGCCCAGCUGUGCAGAUUCAUUAGCCCCUCCAAUCAAGCAGAAAGCUCGUUUUAAAAUUAAAGAUGCAAAGUGCCAUUUACGGCCUCGCAGCAAAGAAAAAACAAAAGAUUCUGGGAAGCAAGCUGGUUUAGGAGGUCAAUUCCCUUGUACAGACAACUGCCAGGUGACCUUUGUGAAUCUCAAGUGUGAUUCCUCCAAGAAAAAACGCCGAGGCCGCAAGUCACCAUCAAAAGAAGUGUCCCAUAUCACUGCAGAGUUUGAAGUGGAGAUGAAGUCGGAAGAAGUCUCAGACACCUGUAACAUUGACUGUGUUCGGAAAAGGAUGGAGCAGAAGCUGCAAACUGCAAUCAAAACAUUGAGGAAAUCUAUUAAUAAACAGCAAUUUUACAUUCAGUUUUCUGGGACAGAAUAUGAAGUGGCUCAGAAGCCAGCUAAAGCUACUGAAGGGCAUGAAGCUUGCAGUACAGGUCAAGUGCUGCAGGAUGGAAAAUGCGUUACCUGCAGCAUGGGCACCUUUUAUAGCGGAGAACAUAAUCAGUGCAUUCCUUGCUCACCAGGAACAUACCAAGACACAGAAGGUCAACUUAACUGUGAGCCUUGCCCAAGUAAUGAUGGACAGGGAGUGGCGGGCGCCCGGAAUGUGUCAGAAUGUGGAGGGCAGUGUUCUCCUGGACACUAUUCUUCAGAUGGUUUUAAGCCUUGUAGAGUCUGUCCUGUUGGUACAUACCAGCCUGAACCAGGAAGGACCCUCUGCUUUCCAUGUGGCGGUGGGCUUCUGACCAAGUAUGAAGGUGCUGUUUCCUUUCAAGACUGUGAAACCAAAGUUCAUUGUUCUCCUGGACACUAUUACAACUCCACAACACACAGAUGUAUCCGAUGCCCUGUGGGAACAUACCAGCCUGAGUUUGGUCAAAACUACUGCAUCACCUGCCCUGGGAACACAAGUACAGAUUUUGAUGGCUCCACUAACGUUACACACUGCAAAAACCAGCACUGUGGAGGAGAACUUGGGGAUUAUACUGGCUACAUUGAAUCGCCCAACUAUCCUGGAGACUACCCAGCUAAUGUUGAAUGCAUUUGGAAUAUAAAUCCACCCCCAAAGAGGAGAAUACUCAUCGUAGUACCUGAGAUAUUUCUCCCAAUUGAAGAUGAAUGUGGUGAUGUUUUAGUAAUGAGAAAAAGUGCUUCUCCUACUUCAAUUACUACAUAUGAAACGUGUCAGACUUACGAGAGACCUAUUGCAUUUACCUCAAGAUCAAGGAAACUCUGGAUUCAGUUCAAGUCAAAUGAAGGAAACAGUGGCAAAGGAUUUCAGGUCCCUUAUGUGACUUACGAUG
Messenger RNA from Pterocles gutturalis (yellow-throated sandgrouse), 2223 nucleotides. It is a transcript of the gene SCUBE1, whose product is annotated as signal peptide, CUB domain, EGF-like 1. The transcript has 16 exons. Gene Ontology annotation, cellular component: cell surface. Gene Ontology annotation, biological process: signal transduction. Gene Ontology annotation, molecular function: calcium ion binding. The annotation marks the transcript as partial. The record is from RefSeq and is a predicted model, not a curated record. NCBI's taxonomy places the organism in Eukaryota, Metazoa, Chordata, Aves, Pterocliformes, Pteroclidae.